This is a messenger RNA of Symbiodinium natans, 489 nucleotides long. The record is from the annotation of a GenBank genome assembly. NCBI's taxonomy places the organism in Eukaryota, Dinophyceae, Suessiales, Symbiodiniaceae.
AUGGGCAAGAGAGCUGCCCCAAAGGAGGAGGCCGCCAGUGCCAAGAAGAAGGCCAAGGGUGAAGAGCCAGCGCCGAAAGGAAAGGCCAAAGCAAAAGCCAAGGAUCCCCCGACACCAAAAGCCAAGGGAAAGGCCAAGGCGGAGGCCAAGGCAGAGGCCAAGGCAAAGGCCCCGGAUGCUGGAGCAGCGUCGGCGCCGGCGUCGGUGACGCCGGGAAUGGCGGACGUGCCGCCCGCUGGCGCUGAUUCCGCGCCCAAACUGGCCCAGGCGACAGAGGAGCAGCUGGAGGAUAGCCUUGCGUUCAUGGAGGAGGGUGAAGAGGAAUUCCCGGACAUCUUCUUCGAAGGACUAGAAGGUGACGAGGAGGAGAUGUUGAUGGACGAUGACCUGCUCGACCUGGAGUCUGACGAAGACUCCGGCCUCGAGGAAGACGAAGAAGAGGAAGAUUUUGUUAAGGACGAGGUCGGCGACGCGGCGCCGCCAACCUGA